UAAAACUUUUCUUUUGCACACUUUUGGAAUGCUGCUGCUGUUCUUGUGUUUUCGGUGAGCUGGACCGAUGUCUAGGUUCUCAUCCGGCUGCAGGGGCGACGGGAAGGGUGACGUCAGCGCCCCAAGAAUGUCGAUGCUCUCGCCGCUGAUUGGACGGCAGCCGGGGCCCACUUUUAUGGGUGGGCGGAACCAGCAGAAAGUUCUGCGAAAGAAGAGCAGCAGCGGCAGCACACUACGCCGACGCCGAGCGUGUGAGACGCUUCACAGGCUCGCCGAAACACGUUUUAUUCUUUCAUUCGUCUUUUUGUUCUUCAAGCUGCGGAAUGUCUCCAAAAGCGUUUCACACGCUGCUGCCGCUGCUUGCCGUGUGCGCAUGCGCAGCAUCGGCAUCCCACGACAACAAAAGCGCCAGAGGAAGAAUGUUCGCCUAUUUCGACACCUCCUUCACCGACGAACCCUUCACACUGGAGGAUGUCUUCGGUCUCGAAGCGGACCCUCGGGUGAACGGCACCGCCAGGUCCACAGGCAACUUGGGGGUCAGCAACGUGACCGCCGGUCCCAUUUCCGAGGAGGUGCGCAGCUUCCUGACGGGCCGCCUGUCCACGCUGAUCAUCCCGUCUUUCUACGCCGUGGUGUGCCUGCUCGCCGUGCCCGUCAACGCCUGCGCCGCCCUGGCCUUCUCGCGCCGCAUCCGCCCCAAGAAGCCCGCGGCCAUCUACAUGCUCAACCUGGCGUGCGCCGACCUGCUCUUCGCCGCCCUGCUGCCCUUCAAGGCGGCGUACCACUUCGCCGGGAACGAUUGGGUGUUCGGCGAGUGCAUGUGCCGCGUGGUCACCGCCGCCUUCUACUGGAACAUGUACUGCUCAGUGCUCCUGGUGGCCUGCAUCAGCGUGGACCGCCUCCUGGCCGUGGUCUACCCCAUCGACUCGCUGGCGUGGAGGAGACCCCGCAACGCCGUCAUUGCCUGCGUCGCCAUGUGGGUCGUGUCCCUAGCCGGCUCGGUGCCCCUGUUAGUAUCUGAGCAGACGUUCCGCCUGAAGGAGCUGGACAUCACCACCUGCCACGACGUCCGGCCGGUGGGCGAGGUGGUCGGACUCUACGGGGCAUACUUCCUCGCGCUGUGCGUCGCCCUCUUCGUCGCCCCGCUUUUGGUCACCGUCGUGUCUUACACCCGCGUAAUCUGGUGCCUGAGUCGGGCCCCUCGCGGCGUUCCUGGACGCUCCCGCCGGAGAACCAGGGCUCUGGUGAUGGCGCUGACGGUGCUGGUGAUGUUCUUGUUGUGUUUUGCGCCCACAAACUGCCUGCUACUAGUCCACUACGUGCAGCUCCAUAACGGGCUGAACCAGGCCCGCGACGCGCCCGAGGGCUCGUACGUGGCCUACCUGGUCUUCUUGUGUUUGGGGAGCCUCAACUGUCUUCUGGACCCGCUUCUCUACUGCUUUGGCUCGUCCCAGUGCCAGCGAGAGCUCGCCGGGGCGCUCAGGUGUCAGAAGAUGGCCGAGAGCUUCAGCGCCAGCUCGUCGGACUCGUACAGGUCCAGCACCAGGAUCAUCCUGAGGUCCGGCCGCAUGGAAUGCUCAGAGCAAAACGUCUCGUUUGCUCAAAAGGAUUCGUUGCAAGGGAGUCACCGCGGCCACUACAAGAAACUUCUGGUCUGACCACAUCCAAAAACACUAACCAAACUGACUUGAGUGCAUUUCUACCACAUGAACUUUCCCCAGGAAUUUUUCAAAAGGGGUCUAAAUUUAGCUAAUCGAGCAACCCUCCCAAAAGAUUUCAGGAACUUCAGGAACUUUUUGGGUGGUGUCUGCAGAGGGAAACAUUUUAGAUUGGAUUGCAGGAAUUUAACCCGUUGGCGUUAUCAUUGCGAAUAGUGUCGGUCUUUUUUUGUACCGCCAUCUAAAAUCGUUCACAAGAACCUUCUUUGAUUCAUUUUGGUGGAAAGCACAUAUUUGAGCAAAUUCUCACAAAUAUUGUUUUCUUUGUUUUUACCACAAAAAAUGUGAAAUAAUAUCAAGCGUUUAAACACAAUGAAGGAGGACUUUUCGUUUUGCACUGUAAAACUAUUUAAACUGUUACAUUGUAAUGUUUAGCGAGGUCAAUAUUUGUACGUGUUGCGUGUAAUAUUUGCUCACUUUCUUUACUGAUAUCAUACAUUACACUUUCUUUGCUAAAUAAACACGUUUGAACCCACUUUUUUUUACCCUCUUUGGGAAUAAUAAACACCCUUAUCCCGCAAAGAUAAGUCAAGCAGG
This is a messenger RNA of Phycodurus eques (leafy seadragon), 2255 nucleotides long. RefSeq names its product proteinase-activated receptor 1-like. The record is from RefSeq and is a predicted model, not a curated record. The transcript has 2 exons. Bases 324 to 1658 code for a protein of 444 amino acids. Gene Ontology annotation, molecular function: thrombin-activated receptor activity. NCBI's taxonomy places the organism in Eukaryota, Metazoa, Chordata, Actinopteri, Syngnathiformes, Syngnathidae. Gene Ontology annotation, cellular component: membrane. Gene Ontology annotation, biological process: phospholipase C-activating G protein-coupled receptor signaling pathway; positive regulation of blood coagulation; positive regulation of Rho protein signal transduction.